UCAACUUUGGACAGUUUUGACAUGUGGGUGAACUUCUGUGAUUCGGAAGCAGCGUGAGUUGGCCGGCUUAUGGUUGAAGUGACAACUUGUGCAAUCGUAUGUAGCUAGAGUUGGUAAACAUUUAAUUAAUCGCAACUGCCCUAUAGAAUCGAGGUAGGACUAAAGAGUGUCCGUAACGGUAUUUGUCUUCUCUAUAAGUGUAAGUUAUCGCUAUGGUUGUUAGGCAGUACAAUGAAGAGCUUAAGUAUUUGGAGAAGAUUUCGCCUAGUUGUUGGAAAAUUAAGAAAGGUUUCCAACCAAACAUGAAUGUUGAAGGCGUGUUCUAUGUUAAUAAUCACCUGGAAAAAUUGAUGUUCGAUGAGCUUCGCAAUGCAUGUCGGCCUGGCAUGGUUGGAGGCUUUCUACCAGGUGUAAAACAAAUAGCGAAUGUGGCUGCCUUGCCGGGUAUUGUAGGAAGAUCAGUUGGCCUUCCGGAUGUGCAUUCCGGCUAUGGUUUUGCGAUAGGUAACAUGGCAGCUUUUGAUAUGGGUGAUCCAAAAUCAGUCGUGUCUCCAGGAGGAGUGGGUUUCGAUAUAAACUGUGGUGUGAGGCUCUUGAGGACGAAUCUUCAUGAAAGGGAUGUUCAGCCUGUUAAAGAGCAGUUAGCUCAGAGCAUGUUCGAUCAUAUUCCUGUUGGUGUUGGUUCAAAGGGAAUAAUCCCUAUGAAUGCAAGAGAUAUGGAAGAGGCACUGGAAAUGGGAAUGGAUUGGUCACUUCGUGAAGGUUAUGUAUGGGCUGAAGAUAAAGAACACUGUGAGGAGUACGGCCGCAUGUUGAAUGCUGAUCCAAGUAAAGUCAGCAUGAGAGCAAAGAAGAGAGGACUGCCUCAGCUAGGUACCUUGGGAGCAGGGAAUCACUAUGCUGAGAUACAGGUAGUUGAUGAGAUCUACGAUAAAUGGGCUGCCAGUAAAAUGGGAAUAGAAAUGAAAGGACAGAUAUGUGUCAUGAUCCAUUCAGGAAGCAGAGGCUUUGGGCAUCAGGUUGCUACAGAUGCAUUGGUUGCCAUGGAAAGAGCUAUGAAACGUGAUAACAUUGAGACCAAUGACAGACAGCUAGCGUGUGCACAUAUUAUGUCCCCAGAGGGUCAGGAUUACCUCAAAGCUAUGGCUGCAGCUGCAAAUUUUGCGUGGGUCAACAGGAGCUCAAUGACAUUUCUCAGUCGGCAGGCUUUUGCUAAACAAUUCCGGAUGACACCUGAUGACCUAGAUAUGCAUGUAAUUUAUGAUGUUUCCCACAACAUUGCUAAAGUUGAGGAACAUUAUAUUGAUGGUAAACAGAAGACACUGCUGGUACACAGGAAGGGCUCAACUCGGGCUUUCCCUCCCCACCAUCCACUAAUUCCUGUGGAUUAUCAGUUGACAGGACAACCAGUGUUGAUUGGAGGUACCAUGGGGACCUGCAGUUAUGUUUUAACUGGAACUGAACAGGGUAUGCGAGAAACCUUUGGCUCAACCUGCCAUGGUGCAGGUAGAGCCCUUUCUCGGGCGAAGUCACGACGUAACUUGGACUACCAAGAUGUCCUCAAUAAACUAGAAGAAAUGGGUAUCUCAAUUAGAGUUGCUUCUCCAAAAUUGGUUAUGGAAGAGGCACCUGAAUCAUACAAGAAUGUGACUGAUGUUGUUGAUACAUGCCAUGAAGCAGGUAUUAGCAAGAAGUGUAUCAAAUUACGACCAAUUGCUGUUAUUAAAGGCUGACCGCAUGCCAGUUUUUCAAAAAAAGUGUCUGAAUACAGUAAAGUAUGUGUUACUGCAUUUAAAAUGCCGCAUUUCAGUAUGUGUGAUUGAAUGUAAAACAUCAUCUGUGAUGAAGAUGCAAGAAUUGUUUUGAACUUUAAGUUAUUCUGUACUUACCCACUGAUAAAUUGAAGUGUUAACCAAAUUGAAAAUUUUAUUUUCUUAUCCCACUAACUAUAUUUUGUAAACUAUUGAUAUCUGAGUUUUCAGUCUUUUACCUUCUGAUUUCUUAAAUGUAAAAUAAAAUCCUCAUGUAAGGUUUUUUUUUCCACUACAAAUGCUGUUGCAGAAGACUUCCUAACAAAGUUUCAUAGUUAAAGACAAAAAAGGUUAGGCUUUCACUAAAAUGAAAAGCCAUGCUACUUACUGGUGUUUAAAAUGUUGGUAAGUGUCCUCGUCAAGACUGUACUAGUUAACAGACCUUGAGAAAAUCUAGGACGUUAAAGAAGAAAGAUAUUUCUUUGUUAUUAUGUUACAAUACAUAUCACAAUGCUCCCAACUGUGUAGUGUGGAAGAAUGUUGUAGAUCUCACUGUGAAAUGUAAGACACUUCUUGACGUUUCAAGUUUCACACAAUAGGGACUUAAAUUUACGGUGCCAUAAAUGGUACAGCUAAUGUGAUUGCUUUGUUCCUUGCUUACUGUCUGGCCACUUCAUCAGUGCAGUGAAUUUGUAUAGGCAUGUUCUUGUGCCUUUAUGGGAUUAUUUAGAACCUAAUAUCCAGAAAACUGUAAUAAAAUGUAAUGAUUUGCAAAAAAAUUGAAAAAUAAUAAUGUAGUGGUAAAAAAUA
Messenger RNA from Schistocerca piceifrons (Central American locust), 2561 nucleotides. Its product is annotated as RNA-splicing ligase RtcB homolog. Gene Ontology annotation, molecular function: RNA ligase (ATP) activity. Gene Ontology annotation, biological process: tRNA splicing, via endonucleolytic cleavage and ligation. NCBI's taxonomy places the organism in Eukaryota, Metazoa, Arthropoda, Insecta, Orthoptera, Acrididae. The record is from RefSeq and is a predicted model, not a curated record. Gene Ontology annotation, cellular component: nucleus; tRNA-splicing ligase complex. The transcript has 9 exons. Bases 213 to 1733 code for a protein of 506 amino acids.